AUGGAAUACUACCUCCCAGACUAUCUAACCCCUCUCCUCACAAACCCGACAUUACAGCACCUCCGCAGCCACGCCACAAACUGGUCCUCGUCGUUGUCGUUCAGCACCAUCCGCACCACCUACUUAGAGCCCUACCUCAUAACCCCGCUCUCACGGCUCCUCGCGUCCUCGACCCCCGAUUUAGUCUCUGUGCUACUUCUUCUUCUCGUGCUGGUGGUCUCGCUCAAGGUGCUCGAUUAUAUGCGCCGGGUGGUCAUGUUCUGGGUGAUGCUUGCGGUGAGGGUUGUGUUUUACGGGUCGGUCGUUGCGCUGGGGUGCUAUGUUUAUAGUGUUGGGGUGGAGAAGGCGGGGAGGGAUCUGGGGUGGCUGCUGGGUGUGCUUUGGGGGUUUGGGGAGGAGAUUCUUGCGGGCGUUGAGAAUGGGAGGUCUCCCUCUGGCGGGGCCGGGGCUGGUGGGUAUAGAUAUGGGUAUGGAUAUAGGCGUGACGUUCCCGGGUAUGGAGGACGGGGGAAGAAGGGGAGGUGA
Messenger RNA from Aspergillus lentulus, 525 nucleotides. RefSeq names its product Apq12 family protein. NCBI's taxonomy places the organism in Eukaryota, Fungi, Ascomycota, Eurotiomycetes, Eurotiales, Aspergillaceae. The record is from RefSeq and is a predicted model, not a curated record.